AUGCCUGCCACUACGGAUAUCACACUAGGUAAACACGAAUCUAUUCUUGUUGGUAUCAAUGGUGCCAUCCUCGAGAUAGACUUGUGGCUGAAAGUUAAAAUUUAUUCAAGUGAUAUAUUUAAUAUAUACAUUACUGUGCGGUUGGUGGCAAGCAUCAGUACGAGAAGAGACACGUUACUUUACAAACAACCUUGCUGGUUGGAUAUCUUCUCUCUUUUUCCGCGGGUAAUAAUAAAAUUUGCCAAAAUUCCGGUCCCUACCAAGAUCCGAGAAGGCGCCUACCCCGGCAGGAACGAGGAGGGCAAGAUGAACACCAACAAACGGAAAGCUCGUACCAAUGCUGCAAGGUCUCCUCGCAACAGAGGGGCAGAGAGGAAUGUAGCUGCAGAUGGAGUGUACCAAAAUCCGCAUUUUAUGCAUGCAAUAACUAGUCAUGUUGGAAAUACAGUUCAGGUUUUGACUCUCAAUGGAUCAAUUUUUGAAGGUGUGUUUCGAACAUUUUCAAGUCAAUUUGAUGUAGUACUAGAAAUGGCUCACAAAGUUGAACCAAACAAUCCUGGAAAAAUUAACGUUGAUACUGUUGUUGAGAAAUUGAUUUUUAAACCUGAGGACAUAAUCACCAUUGAAGUAAGAGAUGUUGAUCUCGAGUAUGCAACUAGAGAUACUUUUCAGACUGACACAGCAAUCAGUAAAUUCAAUGGACAGGUUGGAGAACGAGAAUUGGAGCCAUGGGAUGGACCUGGUUGUAAUGGGGAUGAUCUUGAACUGGAAGCAAGUGCUAAUGGAUGGGAUGCCAAUGAAAUGUUUAGAAAAAAUGAACAAGUGUAUGGCAUUCAUUCAUGUUUUGAGCCUUCAAUGGUGACCUACACUACCCCUUUGCAGAAAAAGGAUACAAAGGAAUACAAGGAUGCAGAGGCCAAAGCAGCAAAAAUUGCCAGUGAAAUAGAAUCCAACCCAGUGUAUUUGCAACGGCUGCAGCUAGAAAAUGGUGAUGAAGAAGAGCGGUUUGCUGCUGUUGCUCGGCCUGCUGGUGGUUCCAGCCCUGUAGAAGGGCAUGGGGAAGGUGGCAAGUAUGUGCCUCCUCCUAAACGAAAAAAUUCCCAAACUAUAAUGUUGUGGAGCCACAAAGAUAUGGUACAGUUUUCUUUUAAGGCCCUUGAAGCUGGCAAGUUGGUGCGAUCUACUCCACCACCACAGCCUCAGCCAGUACAUCCAACGACACCUGUGCCUGUGCAACCUUCCCAGCAACCUCCCCAGCAGAUGCCAUCAGCGCAACCAGUUUCACAGCCACCUCAGUCACUGCCACCUUCUGGCCCCAAAGGCUACGCAGCUGGAACUGGGGGUGCAAGUUACCAUCACCCUCCACCAUUUUCUCCUAUAUCCUCCACUGCUCAGCAACUGCCACAGUCUGCACCGGUGCCUCAACCUAUGCCGCCACAAUCCAUAGUGCCAGUGCCAGUGUCUGUGCCUGUACCUAGUGGACAAGGUGCCAUUGCAUUGCCUGUGAACCAACCUCCUCCACCUAUGCAACAUGUGGCAGCUUCCCCAGUUGCUCCCAUUUAUCCAAAUCAUCCUGCACCUCUGCCUCCCAGAGAGCCAAAGGUCAAUGGCAUGGAGGCCAAACCACAGCGACCACAGCAGCUUAGGCCCAGUGCAAGAUCUUAUCCAUCUGGUGAUGGUAGUAUAAGUGGCCGUUACGCAACCCAGCCAGAGCCUGGCAAACACAUCCACCAUGGUCCCCCUUCUGGUAUGCCACCAGCACCUUUCCCUACUACAUCUGCACCUGUUGUAUCCCCACAGGUGAUGGGGCCACCAUCUGUGCCAGCGCCAAUGGGGUCAGUACCCACAUCAACCCUUCCGCAAGCUGUGGAAAUGUCUACUGCUAAAGUGACAGGCGAGCAGUCGCCAGUAGCUACUCCUCCUCAGACAGCCAUCCCUAUGCAACCUGGAACUGCCCCCCUGCCUCAGCGGAAGGUGCCUCCUAGCCGCUCUCGAGAAGAGCAUUUUCAGGAUCUGAAGAAAUUCACUCAGGAUUUUAAACUGGCCGAGGGCGAACCUGCUGACAAAAAGCAAAGUCCCCCUCAGCAGCAGCCACAAGCCCAGCAGCCACAACAGCAACCACCACAGCAAACUUCUCAGCAGCAGCCAUCUCAAGUUCCGUCUCAGCAACAACAGCCCCAACAGCAGCCUCCUCCGCAGCAGCCACCGCCACAGCAACAGCAACAAACGCCACCACAGGCCUCUCAACCACAAGGGGACGAGGUCAAUAAGGAAUCCCCUGAUGGGGUGGACAAGGUGUCCUCAGCUUUGAAGAAAUCAACUCUGAAUCCUAACGCCAAGGAGUUUGUAUAUAAUCCCAAUGCCAAGCCCUUUACUCCGCGUUCUGCAAGUACUCCAACACCUUCAAGGCCUCAUACUCCCCAGACUCCACAAUACACCCCUAGUAUGACAAUGGUGAUGCCACCAUAUGUUGCAGUGGCUACUAGCCAGCCUCCAUUUACUCCUGCUAAUCAGGGUGCUCGUUUUCGUAAA
Gryllus bimaculatus (two-spotted cricket) is the source of this 2532-nucleotide messenger RNA. The record is from the annotation of a GenBank genome assembly. Lineage: Eukaryota; Metazoa; Arthropoda; Insecta; Orthoptera; Gryllidae.